Molecule: messenger RNA, 465 nt
Organism: Thlaspi arvense
Lineage: Eukaryota; Viridiplantae; Streptophyta; Magnoliopsida; Brassicales; Brassicaceae
Source: the annotation of a GenBank genome assembly
AUGUCGACGAAGAAGAUUGUGUUGAAGUGCUCCGAUGGUGAGACGUUUGAGGUCGACGAAGCGGUCGCACUCCAGUCGCAGACGAUAGCGCACCUUGUUGAGGACGAUUGCGCCGACAGUGGGAUCCCGCUAGCGAACGUCACAGGCAAAAUCCUCGCGAUGGUGAUCGAGUACUGCAAGAAGCACGUCGCGGUCGAUGGUGGUGAAUCCUUGUCCGAGGAGGAUCUCAAGAAGUGGGACGCCGAGUUCAUGCAAAUCGAUCAGUCCACGAUCUUCGAGCUCAUCCUCGCUUCGAAUUACCUAAACAUCAAAAGCCUGCUUGAUCUGACUUGCCAAACGAUCGCUGACAUGAUCUCAGCCUGCAAAAACGCAGAGGAGAUUCGCCAAAAGUUCGGCAUCCAGAACGAUUUUACACCCGAGGAAGAAGAAGAGGUUCGCAAGGAGAACCAGUGGGCUUUUGAAUGA